AUGACUUGUCCUAACACCUCCAGCAUUGAGGGCGUCUGCUGCCCCACUGCGACAGCACACGGCUGGCCCACCCUGAUCGUCCGCACAACGAGCUCCAAGGACGUGAGGAUCGAGGGACGGCGUAAGGGCGGUGAGACGGAAGAGCGGUGGAAGGUCUUCGGCUGCCUCUGCUGCCAGUGCAAAGGUGUCAUCUGCAUGGUGAAGAACACCAAGCUGGUCCCUCACGUGCUGAUAAAAGGUCGCAAGGAAGUCGAUGUGAGGCUGUUCUUCUAUGACAAGAACAACCAACAGGUCCUCAUGCCAGACAUUUUGACACUUGCUCCACACGUGCCGCGUGUGUCGGGGAAGCGCAAGGGAGGAAGACGGCGGCAGCGGCAACGGCAACGCCAUGGCAACGGCAGCGGCAGCGCCAACGCCAACGCCAACGCCAACGCCAACGCCAACGCCAACGGCGACGUCGACGGCGACGGCGACGACGCUGGCGAGGUGGCCGAGUCAAGUGCGCAAGGGGCGAUGGCCUGGGCCCUCCAGAACCAGCAGCCAGUCGACCUGUCCACCCCAACCGACCCGGCUAUGGCCCCCGCCCUCCAGAACCAGGAGGCGUUGACUCUCGAGGAGUUGGAAUUUGUCCACGGGGACGAGUCCGGCAAUGGUCGCGCUCUUGCCGCCAUCAUGCACACCGAUCCACUAGUGAUGUCCGAGUACGAUGGCACACUUGCCCCCGGCAACACGACGACCGCCGCUCCGGUCUCCGACGACGCGUCCGACGACCAGCACUCGGACAGCAGCGGCUCUGCACUGUUAGCCGGCGGGGCCGAGCCAGCAUGGGGCCGCCGACAGUGA
Messenger RNA from Vanrija pseudolonga, 843 nucleotides. RefSeq lists its product as uncharacterized. The record is from RefSeq and is a predicted model, not a curated record. The transcript is spliced from 3 exons. Lineage: Eukaryota; Fungi; Basidiomycota; Tremellomycetes; Trichosporonales; Trichosporonaceae. The coding region runs from base 1 to 843 and encodes 280 amino acids.